AUGGAAGACGAUAAUAACACUGAGGAAAUCCAUUCCCAUCCACCAGAAAACGUAAGUGAUACUGAGUCAUCUUCACCCACACAGCUGGCACAGGCUAUCGUUGCCGACCAGCCAUGUAUUUCAAUGAUAUCAAGCGCGAUUUUGUCUACCAUCCGUGCCGAUUCAUCAAACGGUCUCGUUUCUCUGCCAUCGCCGGUUGAGUAUGCCACCGGAGAGUCUUUGGACCAAACGGUGAAAUCACGAAAAAGAACAAUGCCCAUUGAAGUUGACGUGCAGGCCAAGCUCCGUGAAAUGAACGACAAGUGGUGGUCAGAGAGAACAAAACUUCUUCAGGCAAGCGCUGACYCGCAUGAUGCGAAAACGUUCCACAACGCGAUAARAGCUGUGUAUGGACCAUCGUCGAGAGGAACAUGUCCACUCUUUGCUGUAGACGGAGAAACAUUGAUUAAAGAACCUUCUUUGRUCCUSGCGCGCUGGGCAGAGCACUUUAGCCAACUUCUAAAUCGCGAAUCAAGAAUCCUUGAAGAUGCCAUAGACGAAAURACACAACGGCCUAUUAUUGACGAGCUCGACAAUGUCCCUGUCGUAGCUGAGACUGUCAAAGCAAUCAAUCAACUUUCAAGCGGCAAAGCACCUGUCGACGAUGGCAUCCCACCGGAAGUGUUCAAAUAUGGGGCUGUGUAUGGACCAUCGUCGAGAGGAACAUGUCCACUCUUUGCUGUAGACGGAGAAACAUUGAUUAAAGAACCUUCUUUGGUCCUGGCGCGCUGGGCAGAGCACUUUAGCCAACUUCUAAAUCGCGAAUCAAGAAUCCUUGAAGAUGCCAUAGACGAAAURACACAACGGCCUAUUAUUGACGAGCUCGACAAUGUCCCUGUCGUAGCUGAGACUGUCAAAGCAAUCAAUCAACUUUCAAGCGGCAAAGCACCUGUCGACGAUGGCAUCCCACCGGAAGUGUUCAAAUAUGGGGGUGACGCUCUAGUUACUGAACUGACUAAGUUCUAUCAAAAACUCUGGCUAGACGAAGCCGUUCCACAGAGAUUUAAGGAUGCGAUUCUGAAGCACCUAUGCAAAAACAAGGGUGACAGAAGAUUGUGUGACAACCAUAUAGGGAUAUCACUUCUCAACAUAGCUGGCAAARUGUUCGCAAGAAUCAUUACCAACCCGUUUUGCGGGUUAAGAACUGGAAGAGGAACUACAGAUAUGAUGUUUUCAGCUCGGAAGAUGCAAGAAAAGUGUAGAGAACAGAAGCUCGAUCUGUUUAUGGUGUUUAUAGAUCUCACCAAAGCCUUUGAUUCCAUCAACCGCGAAGGCCUCUGGAAAAUCCUCCUUAAGCUAGGGUGUCCACCAAGAAUGGUAAAUAUAAUCCGCUCAUUUCAUGAUGGCAUGACGGCACGUGUAUCAGAUAAUGGAACUACAUCUGACCCAUUUCCUGUAACAAAUGGAACCAAACAAGGUUGUGUUAUGGCCCCGCUACUCUUUGGAAUUGUCUUUUCUGCGAUGCUCCAUGACGCRCUCGAGAUUGCRACAGAGACAGUCUCAUCAGGUUCAGAAAGGAUGGUGGUAUUUUCAACCUUCGACGCCUCAAGGUGA
This is a messenger RNA of Exaiptasia diaphana, 1593 nucleotides long. RefSeq lists its product as uncharacterized. The transcript has 3 exons. Lineage: Eukaryota; Metazoa; Cnidaria; Anthozoa; Actiniaria; Aiptasiidae. The record is from RefSeq and is a predicted model, not a curated record. The coding region runs from base 1 to 1593 and encodes 530 amino acids.